AUGAGAAGAAACUUAUCAACAGACGACUCAGCCUCUGACCAUAGUGUUGGAGACUAUAUCAAACUUACAUUGAUUGGUCUUAAGAUUUUGUUCUUGUUUUACAAAAUGGUGAAAACUAUGAUGAGUAAUACUAAAGCCAAGCAUAAAUUUAUGAUUGUCAUCAAUGUUAUGGCAGUACUCUACAUUGUUGAAUUGAUGAUGUUUAAUAUGCUAAUGAGAACAGACCACAUCUCUAAUGAUGAGAAUGCCCUCAAGAGACUAUUGCCAUUCAACAUAGUCUAUACUUUAUCCUUCAUAGUUUUACUUGUAAUAAUGUUCAUUCCUUAAGUUGGUGCCUAUUGCUCCGUGAUAUAAGUUUAUCACUAUUUUUCAAUCCAAAUUACUACUUCGUUGAGGGAACUAAUGAUAUCAGAGCGGAUGCAUGUUUUAGGUAAAAUAUUGGAAUUAAAGAUUUCUAGGAAAUAAACCAAGUGCUUUACAUAUUUCAAUCUGGGCACUGCGAUUUCCUAAUUUAUCAUUGGACUAGUGGGAGUAUUUAAACUUGAGCAAUCAGGAGGGGUGGUGGCUUGUGAUGAAGAUAAUAACGUUUGGCUACAAAUUAAUACUGGUGGAAAUGUGUUUAUUACUUUGCAUAUCAUCUUGAUCAUCAUGCAAUGUUCAAUGUUUUUCCUUACAUUCCAAAAGGCACCACAAGAUGCAGGUCUAUUUGGAGGAAAUUAAAAGCUAACUGAAAAAAGAAAGCUAAAUGAUUAAAGCUAAAAACCACACAAGUUGUCGAUAAAUGUAAGAUAAAAAUUUGAAGAUUAAAUUAAAUGUAAGUUAGAUCGAUCAAGAAACACCCCUGACAGCAAUGUGACUUAGCAAACAAUUAAUGAUAUCUGA
This is a messenger RNA of Stylonychia lemnae, 882 nucleotides long. The record is from the annotation of a GenBank genome assembly. Lineage: Eukaryota; Ciliophora; Spirotrichea; Sporadotrichida; Oxytrichidae.